Molecule: messenger RNA, 1467 nt
Organism: Sphenostylis stenocarpa
Lineage: Eukaryota; Viridiplantae; Streptophyta; Magnoliopsida; Fabales; Fabaceae
Source: the annotation of a GenBank genome assembly
AUGUCAGGUAAGGCAACCAUGAGGGGCAUUCUUUCUCUAAGGACAGCGGUGACUCAACAUCGGAGUGAGAAAUUGGGUCUUGGUUUCAGACUAUUUAGCACUCAGGGUGCUUCCACUGCUAGUUCCCCACAGCCGCCACCACCACCUCCACCACCAGAAAAAACCCAUUUUGGUGGCCUUAAGGAUGAAGACAGGAUAUUUACUAACUUAUACGGGUUACAUGACCCUUUUCUGAAAGGUGCCAUGAAACGUGGUGAUUGGUAUCGAACUAAAGAUCUGGUACUCAAGGGUACUGAUUGGAUUGUGAAUGAAAUGAAGAAGUCUGGACUCCGUGGUCGUGGUGGUGCUGGUUUUCCUUCAGGCCUCAAAUGGUCAUUCAUGCCCAAAGUAUCUGAUGGCCGUCCUUCCUAUCUUGUCGUUAAUGCUGAUGAAAGUGAACCUGGAACUUGCAAAGACAGGGAAAUCAUGCGGCAUGACCCACACAAACUGUUAGAAGGUUGCUUGAUUGCUGGAGUGGGAAUGAGGGCCAGUGCUGCUUACAUCUACAUCAGGGGUGAAUAUGUGAAUGAACGUAAGAAUCUCGAAAAGGCUAGGCAAGAGGCUUAUGCAGCUGGUUUAUUGGGUAAGAAUGCUUGUGGCUCAGGCUAUGAUUUUGAUGUGCAUAUCCACUUUGGUGCUGGAGCUUAUAUUUGUGGUGAGGAAACAGCCCUGUUGGAGAGCCUUGAAGGGAAACAAGGUAAACCAAGAUUGAAACCACCUUUCCCAGCCAAUGCUGGGUUGUAUGGUUGCCCUACCACUGUUACAAAUGUGGAGACUGUGGCUGUUUCUCCAACCAUUCUAAGGCGUGGGCCUGAAUGGUUUGCCAGUUUUGGUAGAAAAAACAAUGCUGGGACAAAGCUGUAUUGUGUGUCAGGGCAUGUAAACAAGCCUUGCACCGUUGAAGAGGAAAUGAGUAUUCCACUGAAGGAGUUGAUAGAGAGGCACUGUGGAGGCGUUAGAGGAGGAUGGGAUAAUUUACUUGCAGUGAUUCCAGGAGGAUCGUCUGUUCCUCUGAUUCCAAAGAAUAUAUGUGAUGAUGUCUUGAUGGAUUAUGAUGCAUUAAAGGCUGUUCAGACUGGGUUGGGGACUGCAGCUGUAAUUGUGAUGGAUAAAUCUACUGAUGUCGUGGAUGCUAUAGCAAGACUUUCCUACUUCUACAAGCAUGAAAGCUGUGGGCAGUGCACACCGUGCAGGGAGGGAACUGGUUGGCUUUGGACAAUCAUGGAAAGAAUGAAAGUUGGGAAUGCAAAGCUAGAAGAAAUUGAUAUGCUUCAGGAGUUGACUAAACAAAUUGAAGGUCAUACAAUUUGUGCCUUGGGUGAUGCUGCUGCAUGGCCAGUGCAGGGUCUUAUCAGGCAUUUCAGGCCUGAGCUUGAGAGAAGGAUUAGAGAGAAUGCUGAAAGGGAGCUGCUGCAGGCCACUGGUUAG